CGCGCGAGGAAGUGGCGCUGUUGUUUGAGCGACGGGACCGUCUCGCUGUGUCUCGUGGGUUCACCCGAACAGCAUUUACCGUGUUUCGGUGAGUUCUGCCGUUAAUGAACCGGGACUGAUCGCGCUCAACAGCUUCUCGUGCCGUCCGGUCAUCAUAAUCGCGAGUGAUGGCUGCUGAGGUCAAUGGCAGCUCUGCUCUGGCUAAAGAAGAGGAGGAGCCCAUGGACGUGUCGGUCACACACUCUGAGAACACACACUCUGAGAACACACACUCUGAGCACUACCAGACGCUGCUGGACGCAGGUUUGCCGCAGAAGGUGUCCGAGAGCCUGGACAACAUCUUCCAGACCGGGCUGGUGGCGUACGCGGAUCUGGACGAGCGAGCGCUUGAUGCGCUGAGGGAGUUUAAUGAGGAGGGGGCGCUGUCGGUUCUGCAGCAGUUCAAGGAGUCGGACCUCUCACACGUGCAGAACAAGAGUGCGUUCCUGUGUGGCGUGAUGAAGACGUACCGGCAGCGGGAGAAGCAGGGCAAUAAAGUGCAGGAGUCGACGAAAGGCCCGGACGAGACCAAGAUCAAGGCUUUGUUGGAUCGGACCGGAUACACACUGGACGUCACCACGGGUCAGCGGAAGUACGGCGGCCCGCCUCCAGAUGAAGUGUUCUCCGGCCCACAGCCCGGCAUUGGCACCGAGGUGUUUGUGGGUAAGAUCCCGCGUGACCUGUAUGAGGACGAGCUGGUUCCGCUGUUUGAGAAGGCCGGUGCGAUCUGGGAUCUGAGGCUCAUGAUGGAUCCGCUCACCGGGCAGAAUCGCGGCUACGCCUUCAUCACGUUCUGCAACAAAGACGCCGCGCUGGAAGCUGUCAAACUGUGUGAUAACUACGAGAUCCGCUCGGGGAAGUACCUGGGCGUCUGCAUCUCCGUGGCCAAUAACCGUCUGUUCGUCGGGUCCAUUCCCAAGAACAAGACCCGGGAGAGUAUCCUGGAGGACUUCGGCAAAGUCACCGAGGGCCUGCAGGAGGUGAUCCUCUACACGCAGCCGGACGAUAAGAAGAAGAACCGCGGCUUCUGUUUUCUGGAGUACGAGGACCACAAGUCUGCGGCCCAGGCCCGGCGCCGGCUCAUGAGCGGGAAGGUGAAGGUGUGGGGGAACCCGGUGACCGUGGAGUGGGCCGACCCGGUGGCUGAGCCCGACCCCGAGGUCAUGGCCAAGGUGAAGGUGUUGUUCGUGCGUAAGCUGGCCACGCCGGUGACCGAGGAGCUGCUGGAGAAGACCUUCUCCCAGUUCGGGAAACUGGAGCGCGUGAAGAAGUUGAAGGACUACGCCUUCGUUCACUUCGAGGAGCGCGACGCUGCCGUCAAGGCGAUGCAGGAGAUGAACGGUAAAGAGCUGGGCGGCGAGGAGAUCGAGAUCGUGUUGGCCAAACCUCCAGACAAGAAGAGGAAAGAGAGACAAGCAGCCCGACAGACCACCAGAAACACCGGGUAUGACGACUACUACUACUACCCUCCCCCCCGUAUGCCUCCUCCGGGGCGCGGCCGUGGGCGUGGCACGCGCGGCGGAUACUCUUACCCGCCCGAUUACUACGGCUACGAGGAGUACUACGACGACUACUACGGUUACGAUUACCACGACUACCGGGGCGGCUACGACGACCCCUACUACGGUUACGACGACGGCUACACCAUGAGGGGGCGGGGCAGUCGCGGCAGCCGUGGAGCUCCGCCCCCUCCCAGAGCCCGCGCGGCUCCGCCCACCCGCGGCAGGGGGUACGCUCCGAGGGGCGGGGUCCCGAUGGGGGCCGGGCGUGGCCGCGGGGGCCGUGGCGGGCCCUUCCAGCCACCCAGGGGUCGUGGCAUCAGAGGCGCGCGAGGAAACCGCGGCGGGAACGUGGGCGGGAAACGCAAGGCCGACGUGUUCAACCAGCCGGACUCGAAACGGCGCCAGACGAACCAGCAGAACUGGGGCUCGCAACCCAUCGCCCAGCAGCCCUUGCAGCAGGGCUCCGACUACGCCUCCAGCUACGGCUACAGCAACGACACGCUCGAGUUCUCCCAGGACUCCUACGGCCAGCAGUGGAAGUAGAGGCGGAGCACUUCCUCUUGCCUAGCGCUGGAUGAACUAGCGGCUGCGCUACCCAGGCGACACUGAGAUCUUGAGAAUGUGACGCGUUGAGCGGGAUUACAAACGCCUCUGAUUGGCCGUUGUUCACAAGCUCAUGGGCUAACGCACGCGCACUUGAGUGUUUUGAGUAUAAUCAAAUUAUAAGGUGUUUUCUUUCUUUACUUUUUUUGUUGUUGUUUGGUCAUAUGUUUAUUUUGAUUCAUAUUUAAAAGAAAAAGGGAAAAAAAGAAAGCAGGAGCGUUUGAAAUCAGAAGAUCGGGCAUUUCAAACACUCCUGUUUUUAUUUUUAUUGCAGGAAUAACAAAUUUACAAAAUACACACAUCGAAAAAUAAACGGAAACUACAAUAUAAACAAACUAAAAAAGAGGUAAAGAAAGGAAAUGCCUUAUAAUUUGAUUAAAAUUUACGAAGCGCAGACUCGUGAACACAACGGCCAAUCAAAGGCGUUGACGAUCCCGCUCAAAGCGUCACAGGUUUAGAUUCCGCGUCGACUCGGUCGCUAGUUCGUCCAGCGCUACUCCCGCCCCCCUGAGAAUCAAGAUGGUGAUUGGCCAGCAGUGUUUGUUUGACUUUUCUAUCCUCUAGCCCUGUAGACCCCGUCGUGGCCCUCACACUGACCACUUUUACCCCUCAUCUUCCUCUUUUAAACUCCACAUGAACAUUUUAAAGAAGACACUGAUCCUUCCGUGUGCGAGGACGCUUGAAUCAUGAAAUGGCCUUCCAGAAGAAGUGUUGUCCUCGUGCUCGUCUCAGUGCUAGUGGCGUAGGGACUCGCGUGUACAUAACGGCUUAGACUAGAGCUUCGUUCAGCGUUUGGUGUUUUUGCAGAGUGGAGAACAGGUCCACGAGAAGGAAGAGUUUUGUAGCAGGAUUUGCUGUUAAGUGUCUGUUAGCAUUUCUAGAAGUAGUUGAAUUGUGUUUUUUAAAAACUGAUAUACUGAUAUUAUAACUUCAGAUGUUUUUUUUCCAUUUGGGAUUUGCUGGUGAGGGUUUUGGUCCGGCUGACCCUAAGAGCCACGGCCGCUGGUCUGAUGUUUGUAUUUAUAACUUUUAUUUUUUGUUUGUUCGGUUUCAAUAAAACUCAAUCAAGCAACUUC
Pimephales promelas (fathead minnow) is the source of this 3220-nucleotide messenger RNA. It is a transcript of the gene hnrnpr, whose product is annotated as heterogeneous nuclear ribonucleoprotein R. Lineage: Eukaryota; Metazoa; Chordata; Actinopteri; Cypriniformes; Leuciscidae. The record is from RefSeq and is a predicted model, not a curated record. Gene Ontology annotation, molecular function: RNA binding.